CUUAAUGUCACUCAGCAAAUUGAAUUUUAUGGAUUCAAGUUAAAUGUCAGUAGCUUUAAACUUCAACUUUUAGCUUAAAUUUUUUAUUUAGUCAUUCAUAACUCUUCAUUAAAUAAACCAUAUUUUCCACUUUUUCAAAUGUAAAAAGUACAGAUAUAAAUGCAAUAUAUAAAUAAAUAUGCAGUAUAUAUGUGUUAUCAUGAGGGAAUCAAUUAGGAAAAAUUAUCUAACAGAGCUCUGGAGGCAAGGAAAGGAAAGGCAAUAAUCAAAGAAAACAUGAUUGAGAAAUGCUGAUAUAAGCCCACAUAGAGAGUGCAUAAAGAAAGCAAAAGAGAACAUGAAAGUUAAAUAGAGGGGCAUUCAGACAAUUGAAACUAGUAUGUGCCCUACUUAAGGCUAUGCACAAAGUUGCUCUUCAGAGAACCUAGAGCCUAGGGUUCAGAGUCACCCAUCUUAAGAAGCCCAGCAGCAUCUGUAACAUCUACGAUGGCCUUGCCCUUUACUUUACUGAUGGCCCUAGUGCUAUGCAGCUGUUUUCUGGGCUGUGAUCUGCCUCAGACCCACAUCCUGGAUAACAGGAGGACCACAGUCCUCCUGGCUCAAAUGAGGAGAAUCUCUCCUUUCUCCUGUCUGAAGGACAGACAUGACUUUGAAUUUCCCCAGGAGGAGUUUGAUGACAAACCGUUCCAAAAGGCUCAAGCCAACUCUGUCCAUGAGAUGAUCCAGCAGAUCUUCAACCUCUUUAGCACAAAGGACUCAUCUGCUCCUUGGGAUGAGACCCUGCUGCUUGGGAUGAGACUACUGAACUCUAGUUAUGAAUGACUAAAUAAAAACUUUAAUUUAGACAAAUUCUACACUGAACUCUACCAGCAGCUGAAUGAUCUGGAAGCCUGUGUGAUGCAGGAGGUGGAGAUAGAAGAGACUUUCCUAAUGAAUGAGGAUUCCAUACUGACUGUAAGGAAAUACUUCCAAAGAAUCAUUCUCUAUCUCACAGAAAAGAAAUACAGCCCUUGUGCCUGAGAGGUUGUCAGAACAGAAAUCAUGAGAUUCUUCUCUUAACAAAAAACUUGUGAGGAAGAUUGAGGAGGAAGAAAAGAUUCUUAUUUACGUUACAACAGAACAUGA
Messenger RNA from Saimiri boliviensis boliviensis (Bolivian squirrel monkey), 1125 nucleotides. Lineage: Eukaryota; Metazoa; Chordata; Mammalia; Primates; Cebidae. The record is from RefSeq and is a predicted model, not a curated record.